Molecule: messenger RNA, 3804 nt
Organism: Apiotrichum porosum
Lineage: Eukaryota; Fungi; Basidiomycota; Tremellomycetes; Trichosporonales; Trichosporonaceae
Exons: 3
Coding region: 1-3804 (1267 amino acids)
Cellular component (GO): cytosol; nucleus
Molecular function (GO): protein phosphatase regulator activity; protein phosphatase binding
Source: RefSeq, a predicted model, not a curated record
AUGCUGUGGAAGUUUAGCUUUGCGUCGGGCUCGACGCUCGACACCCUCCUAUCCCGCGAGACGCCGCCAACGGUCGAGGAGCUGUUGGACGAGCAGGACAUUCUCGCCGAGUGCAAAGCGCAAAACAACAAGCUUGUGACAUACCUGAGCCGCGAGGAGAGCGUCAAGAGCCUCCUGUCGUGGAUUACCUCUGGCCUCGACGAGCUCGAUGCCCAGGCAGUGACGGCCGAGGAGGAGGCGUAUGCCCGCGCACUUGUCAGCCCCGACGCGUACCCUCCAUACGGCGCCAGCGCCGCACCGACACCACCCCCCGAGAAGGUCGACGACGAUGUCGAGGUCCCCGGACUGGGUAUCGGUCUCGGCGAGGGCCUUGGUGGACCCGAAGAGUCCGCGUCUUGCGAUGCGCAGCGGCAACGGUACCCCCAAGUGGCGACUGAGAUCCUCACGUCAGAGCUGUGGACGAUUCCCGAGACGGUCAUGAACCACAAGGAGACGCUGCUGCGACCGUUCUGGGACACUGUGCUGCCCCCCGUGGAUCCCAAGCGGGAGCACUCAACUCACGUCCGCACCGAGAGGGAACGCGCGUUGCUCCAGUUCUGGACGGACGCCGACGAGGAGCGCGAGCGCAAGUCCGAGGUGAUCCGUGGCAUGUGGAUGCGUGUCAACGCAAGUCUGCUGCAGAAGCGCACGACCGAGAUGGUCCGUUUUAUCCAGGCCAUGCCCAACGUUAUCGAGCGCAUGAUGGCAAAAAUCGAGUCUCCCGCAGUGCAGGACAUGCUGGCGCGCAUUAUCCAGACUGAGGAAUCCGUGUCCGACGUCAUGAGCUGGCUCGAGUCGCAGCAGCUCAUCCCGCGCCUCCUCGCGCUCCUCUCGCCUGACUACCCUCCUUCGACCCACGCGAUUGCCGCCGACCUCCUCAAGGGGAUCAUUUCAGUCUCGGCGCCAAACUCGAGCUUCAACCCCCAGGGUGGCAAUGCCAUGGACCAGCAGGCUGGCGGCGGCUCGGGCCACAAGGACAACCGUCUCGUGCGCCAGCUGACCAACCGCCGGAGCAUCACCACGCUCGUCGGUUACAUGCUCGACGCGGCCAAGCUCACCGACCGCGACUGGAAGGGAAUUUCAACGGAGGGAGCCGGUACCCACCGCUCGGACCCAUUCGUCAUCCACCCUCUGCCAUCAGUAGCCAGUGCCACCUCGUCGCUGUGCUAUGUGUGCAACGUGAUUGUCGAGGUGAUUCGCCGCAACAACUCGGACCUCGCCGAGCCCUAUCUGUUCAACACGAUGCGCAACCGUCUCAUGGCUAUUCAGAGCGAUACCAUGCGCGGUGUUGAUGUCGCACCCGACGAGGACGUACCAGAUUCCGAUGGCGAGGCGAGCAGGAAAAAGAUGGAGGAGGUCCUGCCCGAGCUCACCGACAGGCUCGCUAUUGUCCACCUGGGUAACCUCGUUGCUGCCAUCUCGGAGCGCUUUGGCGAGCUCAACAAGCUCCUCACCGAGCCGCGCAGCCAGGACCGGGUGUGUUCGGCGCUCACACCCGCGCCCCUCACCAUGGAGCGUUUCCGCGUCAUUGAGCUGUAUGCCGAGCUCCUCCACUCGUCAAACAUGGCAACCUUGAACCGCGUUCCCGGCACUGGACCCGAGUACAGCGAUAGCGGGGCCCUGGCUGGCGGUCUUGACGGUCUUGACAGGCUGGGACAGGCGCUGCAGGCCGGAGAGGCCGGUGAGGAGUCUCCAGACAAGGACUUGCCCGAGAUCCAGGUCGCGGACGCACGCCAGCUCCCCGUGUCGUCGGGUAGCACAGACUACUCGCUCGAGAGCGACGAUGUGCCACUGUCAGACGACGAGGACACGCCAUCCCCGACGUCUCCUCAGGCACAGCCUGUCACGGCUAUGGCUACCACCUCGACACCGGCGCUCGAGGUCACUGUGCCCCCUCCUCCUUCCCUCGAGGACGCCGAGCGCCUGCGUGACGUCAUGUGCAUCGAGAGCGGUGAGCCUACCGCGCCCAGCGACACUACCAGCCACGUUGCCGUGGCGGCCACCACUGCCGCGCCGUCAGUCGCCGACGACGACAUCGAGACUGCCGCCAAGCCUGCCUCGUCGGACGAGGCUCUCUCCACCGGCGAGUGCCUCAAGCAGCAGCUGAUCAAAUUCUCUGUCCUGCCUACACUCCUCGACCUGUUCUUUGAGCAUGCCAACAACAACUUCCUUCACCACCUCGUGUACGACAUUCUGCAGCAGAUCCUCAACGGCAACCUGGGUCGCGGAUACAACCGCGAGCUCAUCAUCGACCUGUUCUCAAAGGCCGAGCUCGUCGACCGGGUCCUCGCUGCCCAAAAGCUCAACGACACCUUUGUUGCUUCAGUCCCGCGCAAGCCUCGUCUCUCGUACAUGGGUCACAUUAGCCUGAUAGCCGAGGAGCUUGUCAAGUUCUUUACCCGCUGUCCCGCCGACCUCAAGGAGCUCAUCAAGGGCUCGUACCCCGAGGAGUCUUGGGCAGCGUUUGUCAACGGAUCCCUGAGUGAGACUCGUGCGCGUGACUCGCAGCCGCUCGCUGGCGGUAAGCCACUCCCUGGUCUCGGCAGCGGCAUGACGUCUACGAGCGAGAGGAGCGACUCGGAGAGUGACGACGACGACGACUCGCCUGCCGCUACCAUUGGCGAGCCUCUCAGCCGCACGACGGCCAAGCAGGCGGACAGCUACCGCGACGCGGACAAUGACGACGAUGCUGGAAUGGAGCAGUUCUGGCGUCCCAGCAACGUUCGUUCGGGAGCCAUGGACUCGUCGGAUGACGAUGACGACGAUGCCGACUGGCUCCGCCCCGCGGCUUCGCGCGAGAGGACCGGCGAGGAGGACGACUUUGGCGCGUUCCAGUCCACGGCGUCCAGGGGCGACGACUUUGACGACGACGACGCAUGGGGUGCGUUCACCUCGGUUAGCACCGGCGACUCGGGCGAGAACCCCUUCGGUGACGCCUUUGCGCCCUCAUCCUCGUCUGUCACAGUGGACUCGUUCCGUUCCGCUGAACCCCUCACCCCGCGUGACUGGGCCGAGGCGUUUGACCGCGAGUUUGAGUCGUCCGAGCCCCAGCCUUGGGCCGAGGACGCCGAGGAGCUGCCCGCCAUUGUCGUCCCCGAAGGCGACGACAGCGACCAGGCCGAUGUGGUCGGCACACCGACGAGCUCGUGGUCCUUCCCCGGCGACGAGAGCGAUGACCUGGGUGAGGACCUGCCACCGACCAGCGCAGACAUGGAUGCCGUGGCCACGCGCGCCGCGGCUCUGACCCUGGAGUCUACUACUGCCACCACAACGACCACUGCAACUGCGACUGCCGCAUCGUCCGCCGCUUCUGGACGGAGGCGCGCCAACUCUAUCUCGCAGCGGGGUCUUAGCCCCGCUUCGCCAGCCCUGACGCCCGACGAGGAACGCGACGAGAUUCUCGCGCAUGCCUCGUCUGCCGCUCACCCACUUGGUCUCGGCGUGUCGGCCGACACGCACAUCUCGCAUGGGAUGCUGGAACGCACGAUGCCCGACGGCGAGGUCGUGCGCGUCCCCGAGGACGACGUGGCGCGGGGUAUCGAUGAGGCGAUGGUACGCCGCGUCGACGAGGAUGGCGUCACGCCCGCGCAGGCUGCCGCCGAGGUGGAGAGCCUGGGGGCAGGGAGCGAGCCCGAGGUCGUCGAGGCGUCCGAGGCGUCCGACGUCGUCGAGACUCUGACUGCGACUGUGACAACAGCGACCACGGUGGAAGUAGGAAAGGCGAGUGACGAUGUGGCGGCGGAGAUCAAGGCUGCCACCGAGUAG